AUGUAUAACAACAUGCAGGGCCAAGGCUGGGGCCGUCCACAGCAGCAGCCGAUGCAGCCCCAAAUGACCGGUUACCCACAACAGCCGCAGCAGCAAGGCAGUGGCUUCCUUCAGCCGCAGCAGACCGGCUAUCCUGGCAUCUCGCAGUUCCAGCGUCCCAUGCAGACCGAUUUCGGCUACCAACAGCAACAGCAACAGCACCAACAACCACAAGGCCUCGCUCCUCAACAAACGGGUAUGAUGGCCGGCAUGGCGAUGCAAUCCAUCCGACCUCAAGGCAAUUCCAAUUUCCUCUCUCCCGGUCCCACGGGCAUGGGCAUGGGCAUGGGCAUGGGCAUGGGCAUGGCCGGUGGUCUUCAGCCUCAGCAAACAGGAUACAUGGGCGGUCUUCAACCUCAGCAGACCGGCUACAUGGGUGGAAUGGGCGGUGGAAUGGGCGGUGGAAUGGGCGGCGGAAUGGGCGACGGAAUGGGCGCUGGAGGACUUCAGAUGCAGCAGACUGGUCUCAUGCCUCAGAUGACCGGUAUGCUCAUCCGUGAUCCUCGGAUGCAGCUCAUGAGCGCACAAUUCUUGCCUGCCUCUCAGCCUUUCUCUGGUGCACCCAUGGCCAGCAACAUGAACUUCAGUCAAGCCAGCAUGCAGCCUUCCAACUUCCAGUCGCAAAUCCAAAACCUCAGUCAGCAGCAGCAGGGCUUGAAAGAGCCAAAGAUCCCUUGGGCUCUUAGCAAGGAAGAGCGCAAGAGCUACGAUUCUAUCUUCCGUGCUUGGGAUGCUCAAGGUACUGGCUUCAUCAGCGGUGAUGUUGCACGAGAGGUUUUCGGCCAGAGUGGUCUCGAGACUGAGAAGCUCAUGCAGAUCUGGCAUCUGGCCGACACAAGCAACCGUGGUAAGCUCAACGUCAACGAGUUCCACGUAGCCAUGGGUCUCAUCUACCGAGCCCUCAACGGUAAUGAGGUGCCAGAGACCUUGCCUUCCGAGCUCAUCCCCCCUUCGGCCAAGGACCUCAACGACUCGGUCGACUUCCUCAAGGACCUUCUGAAGAAAGACACCAAUGUGCGACACAGCACCGGCCUCAACAUCCCCGAGGCUGGUUCCAACAGCGGCGCCUCCUACGCCAAGACACGCUCCUUCCAUGAGAACCCUGUCGCUCCCAAAAAGGAUGCCACCGCCUACAAGCACGAUGAUGCCGACGUCCCCGGCUACAAGAGCAGCAGUCGUCACCUUGACCGCAAGACUGUCCGCUAUGAGGGUCAGAGCGCCACUGACGACCUCAGCGAGAUGAAGCGUCAGCUCGAGAACACACAGAAGAUGCUCGACAAGCAAGGCGCCGACGAUGAUGAGGAUCGCGAACUCGAACGCGAGAUGGACGACCUUCGUUACCGCAUCCGACGCAUUCAGGACGACAUUGAGUACUACAACCGACGUGGCGGUCGAGACUCGGCAGACCUCCGUCGCAAAGCCGAACGUGAACUCAUGCAUCUCAUGCAUGAGCGCCUCCCCCAGCUGGAAAAGCGUAUUGAGGCUAAGGAGAGCCGACAGCGCGAUCGCAAGCUCGGCGAAAGCCGCGAGCGUGACCGUCGCAACGAUCCUUACAGCCAAUACUCCUCGGGGUCAGACGACCGUGACCACCUUCGUGGUGACCAUCGGGGCAGCAGUCGUUCGGCUUCGGCUCUUGGCGAUGGCGAGUACCUCCGUAGCACCUUUGAGCGCGACAGCGACAGGCGCAACAAUGACCGAUACGAUGAUCGUGAUAGCUACCGUCGUCGAGACGAUGACAGAGAUCGCGAUAGUGGUCGAUCAGCUCCUUCGUCUUCGUCUGCACCCCCUCCCCCUCCACCAGCCGAGCCAGUCAAAUCUGCUGCUCCCUCUCCCGCACCUUCGACUCCCGCUCCCAGCUCAGGUCCUCCCAAGAACAUGACCCCGGAGGAGCGUGCUGCUUGGAUCCGCUCCGAGGCUCAGCGACGUGUUCAGGAGCGUAUGCGCAUGCUGGGUGCCGUCGCUCCUGCCGGGCCCACUCCCGUGGACACCAGUGUCGAGGACAGACUCAAAGAUGAGCAGGCUGAAGCUGCUGCCAAGAGCGCUCAGGCUGACCAGGAAGCCGCUGAACGCGAAGAAGCCCGAAAAGCCCGCCUCGAAGAGCAACGCCUUCAGACAGAGAAGACCAGCUUGGCCACCGUCAAGAAAGAGAUCAAGGAGGCCGAAAAGGGCGACAACCCUCCUCCCGCUCCUAUCGUCCAAGCUGCCAAGGAGCAGAUCAAUGACCAGGAAGACAUGAUCCGACGACGCGAGGAAGUGCUCGCCAAGGAGAAGGCUGAACGUGAGGCUCGACUCAAGAAGCUCGAAGAGCAAGAGGAAGAAGCUCGAAGACAGGAGGAAGCUUUCAAGGAGCGCCAGAACAUGUUCAGCAGCGGAGCAAAGUCUUCAUCGUCGGCGCUUCCUCAUCCUUCUCGCAAGUUUGGAAAGUCGGCUGCCCCGCCCCCGCCCCCUCCUUCCCGAUCGCGCGGUGCUCCUACUUCUGCCCCCGCACCUGCACCUCCCACCUCGCUCGCUCCUCCUACUCUCGAAGCACCAUCUGCUCCGCCUCGGCCAAGCCCAAGCGGAGGAUCCAGCACAAACCCCUUCCACCGCAUGCAACAAGGUGCCGGAGGUGCUGCUGCCGCCAGUCCAUCUUCAACGGCACCACCCGCUCCUGCCGCUUCGACACCGGGCGGAGGCACCAACCCCUUCUUCCGAUCGCAGCAAGGGCAGCAGUCAUCUGCCGACCCGAACCUUCCUCCCGCUACUCGUGCCACGCCACCGGUCUCGGCUCAGCCUACCGGUGCUACCCCUACUUCCACUUCGCGCACCAUCCACACAGCACCCAAGCACGAUGACGACGACUGGGAAGAAUCCGACAAGGAGGAGGACGAUGAUGACGCUGACGGUCCUGGCUCCAGCACUCGUGCCACUCGCCAGAACCUCGCUCAGGCCUUGUUUAGCAACUUGAUCCCUAGCAGUGGUCGAUCGACUCCGCCAGCCUCCGCUUCUGCUGCUCCUCCUGCGCCUCCCGCUGCUCCCGCUGCACCUCCUGCUCCUGCCGCCCCUGCCGCUCCCGUUGCUCCUGUCAUCAAGCCCGCAUCCGGACCUGUUGACCGUGGCGCUUUGCUUGGCCAAAUUCAAGGCGGCCUCAGUCUCAAGAAGGCUCAGACUGUUGACCGCUCCAAGCCUCUUGUCACCGGAAGCGUAAUCGGCGAUGCAACUCCACCCGUGCAGUCAUACGUUCCGCCUCCUAGUCCACCUGCGGCUCCGGAACCAUCAUCUGCCGUCGCCGAGCGCUCUACCGACGUUGGUGCUGAUGGCUCUGUACCUCCCCCUCCUCCGCCAGCACCUCCUGCACCCCCCAUGCCCGGAUCCUUUGACGCUGGUGCUGAUGCCGGUGACUUUGCAGCCGGCAACCCGAAUCGACAGAGCGUUGACUGGGCCAACAGCCUCGCCAACGACCAGGCUAACACCAAGGCAGCCUUUGUUCCCGAUGAGCCCUCGGUCCGUGAGGAAGCGGAGGAGGACAGCCCGGAUGAGGACGAAGGACCUGAAGAUCUCGACCCAGCUCGCAAGCCUGCUAACGGUCACGCUACCUCGAGCCAGGAUGAGGUCGAGGGCUUUGACCUCUCGCACACUGUGCGUGUCCGCACCUUGUACGGCUACUCUGGACAGCGAGAUGAGGAUCUCACCUUUGAGGAGAACGACAUUUUGUCGGUACACCCGCCCAAGGAUACCAGCAGCGACUGGUGGUACGGUUCGCUGGCAAGCGGCAGCAAGAAGGGAUUUUUUCCUCGCUCAUACGUUGAGCCGAUCGAAAUGCAUGCCAAGGCAAAGGCCCUCUACGACUACUCGGGAGCUUCUGCAGAAGAGGCUACCUUCUCUGAAGGUGACGAGCUCCUUGUCAUCGACCAGGAGGACGCUAACUGGUGGCGGGUCGACGUUGGCGGUCCCAAAAUCCUUGUUGCCCCCGCCACAUACCUGGAGCUUUCUGCAGAGAUUCCAGAGACCGAUGUAGGCAAGACGGUAUCGCGAACACCUCCAGCCCGAACGUCACUUCACCCGAACGAUGACAGCGAUGGUGGAUCCGGCGUUCUAGUUCAUGCCCACUCGCAAGACUCUGCCCACGAAAGCAGAACAGCACUGUCCCGCGCUGACACGCAACCGAAAAGCGCUGAUUGGGUCAUCGUCGACGAAGAGAGUCGAAGUCUCAGCUCGUCCACUGUCAAUGUUCAGCCACCUACAUCAAGAACGGCCGACGCUGACGCCGACGAAGAAGCCCAGCUUGCCACUGCACUGGAAGCAUCGCAGAAGGAACAGCGCGAUAGAGAGGUAGACCGUUUGCGCGAGGACCGACAGAUGCAAAAGGCGAUCGAAGUGUCCAAGAUGGAAGCUGUAGCCUAUGCGCUUGGCUCUAUUGACGCAGGAGCAAGUGGUCAAGCGGCUCAAGAUGAUUUUGCAGGUGCAGACAGCUCUGAGGACACUGACUCGACGACUGGCUGGACUUCGAGCGAUGACGAUGACGAUGACGAUGACGAUGACGAUGACGAUGACGGCGGCGCAGUCGCAGUAGGAGCAGACGAGGACGUAACUCCGCACACAGACGAGGAGAUCCGUCAGCAUACUAUCGAGCGACUGCGUGUGCUCGAAGCUGCCGGCGUGUUGGUAUCGGCAGAGUCAAAAGUGAAUGAGGGGGAGACCCGUGCUAUCGGAAGUGCUGAUACUGGCAAAUCGUCAACACCUUCACGACGUCCACCUCCACCACCGGGCCAAAAGAGACAUAAGAAUAUCGAUGAGCUCAUGAUGCUCUCUCGUCCACGCACCGCCAAGCGACCAUCGAAGCCAGAGGAACCGCAGCGUCGUAAGCCGCCUCAUCGACCUCGCAAACGUCCAAGUCGAGACCUGCCAACUGUUCCAAUCGAUGCUGGACGAGACCCAGCUCAGUCGGCCACCGGCUCCACUGCUCAAGCUGACAUCGCUCCCGAAGACCGCAUGGAGGACGCCUACGAUCGUUAUCUCAAGCUUACAAAGGAAGUCUCGCUGCAGCCAAUCUUGCCUGCUACGGCUGCAGGAGCUGCAGCGAAGAACGCCGCUGUUCCACCCAAGGCUCCACCUCCUGUUGUCCCUAGCUCGCCUGCAAGGCCCAGCUCGGCAGCUGGCGAGUCGUCACGCACAUCCGGCUUCCUUUCGACAAUCAAGAACAUGUCCCAUCGCAGUGCUUGGAGUGGCGCCGCACCUCAGCGUCAGGACUCUGGCAUUGGAAGCAGAAUUGUCAGUGGUCCCAUUGCUAUAGGCACCGCUAGCCCGUCUAGCGGCUUACUGCAGCCUGCUUCAAUCAGCGAGCCACAACGUUUCGGUGGAGAGUCGACAGAACCGUCAGAAGCAGCACGAGCUGGCGCCCCUUCCUGGUCCAGCCUUGUUGGUCCUGAGCUGCUUUCAGGCUUGUCAGACAUGGAGCGGAAGAGGCAAGAGGCCAUCUUCGAGCUUAUCUCCACUGAGACAGCUCAUGUGCGCGAUCUGCAAAUCAUCGUUGAAGUCUUCUUCAACUCGAUGCAGAGCAUGCUCUCAGAGAAGGCGAGCACCGUCAUCUUCGCCAACAUCGAGAGCGUUCUUUUCACCGCCGUGACGUACCUCUCAGAUCUGGAGGCGAGGCAGAAGGAGGACCGCCUCUUUGUCACCACCAUUGGUGACAUUUUGAAGCGCCACAUGCCAGCAAUGAGCGUCUAUUUGCCUUACUGCGUCAACCAGCAGAACGCAAGUGAGAUCCUCGAGGCUGAGCGGAAGCGAGACACCCGCGUGGACAUCCACUUGAUGAACCUCCGUAGUAACCAUCCUGCUGCUCGAGGCCUGGACCUCAGCCACUUCCUCCUCACGCCCAUGCAGAGGCUCACGCGAUACCCCCUGCUGCUUAGUCAGAUUCUCCGCUACACACCGGAAGAUCAGGCGGACUACACCCAGAUCAAAGCAGCAAAGGAGACAUCCGAAAGCAUCCUUGCCAAGACCAACGAAGCUAUCCGCGAUAACGAGGAUGCAACAGCUCUCUCCAAGCUCUCCGAGAACCUCUGGCUUGGCGAAGAAGCAAGACUUGAUCUCACCAAGCCGUUCACUGAUCCUUCACAGCCCAACGUGAAGCGUCAUCGAAGGGUCCUCCGUGAUGAGAUGGUAUCCAAGUGCAAGUCGGGUCGCAAACUUCGACUGGUACUCACCACAGACUUGCUCCUGGUGCUUCAUGCUCAGGAUAGCAGUCUCUACCGAAUGCCAAUUCCAGUCAAUGUGGUAAAAGCUCAAGGAGCAAAGAAGAGCUCAAAGCAUGCUGAUGCGUUCAACGUCAUCCAUUCGAUGCCUUCUGUUGCGGACGACACGCUCAAGCUCAGAGCGGUCAAUCCUAGGAGCGCGCAAGCUUGGAUCAGGAGUAUUAACGGUGCUCGCGCUGAAGCACCGAGUGCAAAGGUCUGA
Messenger RNA from Ustilago hordei, 6474 nucleotides. RefSeq lists its product as uncharacterized. The transcript is spliced from 3 exons. Bases 1 to 6474 code for a protein of 2157 amino acids. The record is from RefSeq and is a predicted model, not a curated record. Gene Ontology annotation, molecular function: guanyl-nucleotide exchange factor activity; actin binding; calcium ion binding. Lineage: Eukaryota; Fungi; Basidiomycota; Ustilaginomycetes; Ustilaginales; Ustilaginaceae. Gene Ontology annotation, biological process: positive regulation of Rho protein signal transduction; intracellular signal transduction.